AUGAAGGAAAUAGUUCAUAUAUUAGAACGAGACGUUAUUGAUAUACAAGAUGUGAUCGUAUAUAAACAACGUCUACCAUCUUCAUCAUCCUCAUCAUCAUUGACAAUUCGACGUCCAUCACCUGUUUCAUUUGAUUUUACACGUUUAAAUUUAUGUAAAAAUUGUCAUCGUUCAUCAAUUAAUUUUUCAUGUCAUGUACCUUUAACAAGUUUUACUCGUAUACCACAACGAUAUUUUCCUUCUGAUUAUAGUCAAUCAAAUACUUCACAUUAUAUUUAUCGUGGUUGGUCUAAUAGACGAACAUCAUCUUAUGAUAAAAAUAUAACAAAAUAUGAUGUAUAUACACAAACUGAUGAUAGUUUUCUUGAAUUUUCAUCAUUACAAACACGUCUAGCAAUCAAUCAUUCAUUAUUAUCAAUGUUUACAAUGAAUAUGGCAUUAACAAUAAAAUUAUUACUUAAACUUUAUCCAUCAGUUAAUCAUUGUAUAUUAACUGGAGAAUUUUUUCAAUUAGAAAAACAAUCAACACAAGAUUUAACUGUAUUUUUACAAUCAAUUAUUGGACAAAAUACACCAAGAAUAUGUAAAUUAAAACAAGAAUCACUUAUAUCAGCAGUUGGUUGUGCACUUCCUCGAGUCUAUUUUGAUGUUAUUGAUGAAGAAGGAAUUUUAGGAAAUGAUUGUAUUAGUUAA
This is a messenger RNA of Rotaria sp. Silwood2, 693 nucleotides long. Lineage: Eukaryota; Metazoa; Rotifera; Eurotatoria; Philodinida; Philodinidae. The record is from the annotation of a GenBank genome assembly.